AUGAUCACUCUAAGUGAUGAGAGAAGUGUGGAAGAAGCAAACACACAAACAGAACAAUUUCAAGACAAUCCAAAGGAAAAACAUGAAGAGAGAAAUCAAGCACUCAAUCCCACACACAGGGAGAGGCUAAAGAAAGAAGAGACUCUGAACCCAUAUACACCUUUUUCCCAAAGGCUCAAGGGUAGUGUAGCAAGGAGAGUAUAUUCAAGGUUCCUCGACAUGUUUGCAUCCCUUCAUGUGAACAUACCGUUCAUUAAGGCUCUUCAGCAGAUGCCCUCAUACAUCAAGUACAUAAAGGAGCUGCUGACCAAAAAGAGUUCGCUGAAGGGUGGGCAAACAAUAGUGAUGAAUAGGGAGUGCAGUGCUCUCAUCCAAACAGAGCCACCUACAAAGAAGAAGGACCCAGGGAGUUUUCACAUCCCAUGUGCUAUAGGAGAAACAAUUAUUGACAAGGGACUUUACUUUGUUAUCUUAGAGAUGGAAGAGAAUCACAUCCAUCCCAUCAUCCUUGGGAGACCAUUCUUGGCCAUAGCCAGGGUGCUUAUAGAUGUGGAGCGAGGAGAACUAAUAUUGAGGAUACAUGAUGAACAACUCACCUUUAAUGUCCUCAAACCCUCACAAGAAGCAGAUCAUGAUAACAAAGAGUUAAGGAAAGAGCACAAUAAGGAACUGAUAGAAGAGACAAGCACGGGAGCAUAA
Molecule: messenger RNA, 699 nt
Organism: Arachis duranensis
Lineage: Eukaryota; Viridiplantae; Streptophyta; Magnoliopsida; Fabales; Fabaceae
Exons: 2
Coding region: 1-699 (232 amino acids)
Source: RefSeq, a predicted model, not a curated record